UGAAGAAGAAAGUUUGGCGCGUUCCCGCUGCAGUGUGUGCGUGCUGGCGCAAAGCGCGGCCUCCCGCUCUGUGCUCGUCCUCAGCAACAACAACAACAACAACCGGACAAAGUGUUCACCGGCUCCCGGUGAGGAACUCGCUCUCCCCGGGCCAGAGUGACGAUGGCAGAGACGGUGAAGUACGUGGACGACGAACACAAGAGCAUCUUCCUGAAGCUGCUGAACGAGCAGCGACUGGAGGGAGAGCACUGUGACAUCGCCGUCGUGGUCGAAGACGUCAAGUUCAGAGCUCACCGCUGCGUCCUCGCCGCCUGCUCCAACUACUUCAAGAAACUCUUCAAGAAGCACGAGGUUGACAACUCUUCUGUGAUUGAGAUCGACUUCAUCCGCUCCGACAUCUUUGAGGAGGUGUUGAACUACAUGUACACAGCGAAGAUCUCCGUCAAGAAGAGAGACGUCAACCUGAUGAUGUCGUCGGGACAGAUCCUCGGCAUCCGCUUCCUCGACAAACUCUGCUCCCAGAAACGAGACAUGUCCACCGAGGACAAAGAGAAGUUUCCCUAUGACAUCGUGAAGAUGGCGCUGCCGCCUGAAGCUCAGCUGGCUGCUGAUUCUGAGGUUCUCGGCGAGCACGAGGACACGCCCACCGCAGACGACCUGGUGGAGGCGACGGCCAAUCAGGAGCUGGAUAAGUCUCCCAGUGCGGCGCUGCGAGUCCAGGAAGCCAUCCUGAAAGAACUGACCAAUGAGGACGUGCACAAGGUGAGCUGCUACGACCAGGACGUGGUGACGGAGAUGGAGGCGGAGCCUAAAGAGCUGGGGGCGGAGCAUCACGCCACCCAGACUCUGGCGUUUGCCGACAGCAUGGGGGAGGUGAAGGACGAACAGCCGCCUGGUUGGUCGACGGCGACGACCGACAUGAAGUUUGAAUACCUGCUGUACGGACACCGGGAGCAGCUGGCGUGUCAGGUGUGUGGGAAGACCUUCCUGGACGAGAGCAGACUCAGGAAACACGAGAAGCUUCAUUCAGCCGAGCGUCCGUUUGCCUGCGAGAUCUGCACCAAGGCUUUCACCACUCACGCUCACCUGAAAGAACACCUGAAGAUCCACACGGGCUUCAAACCCUACAGGUGUGAGGUUUGUGGGAAGUCGUUCAUCCGAGCUCCAGAUCUGAAAAAGCACGAACGGGUUCACAGCAACGAAAGACCGUUUGCCUGCCAGAUGUGUGACAAGGCGUUCAAACACAAGUCUCACCUGAAGGAUCAUGAGAGGAGACACAGAGGAGAGAAACCAUUCGUCUGUCCGUCCUGCACCAAGGCCUUCGCCAAGGCAUCAGAUCUAAAGCGUCACGAGAACAACAUGCACAGUGAGAGGAAGCAGCUGAGUUCACUGCAGAGCGACACGGAGACACUGCAGGCCGCCGCCAUGGCAGCCGAGGAGCAACAUCUGGACGCCAUCAGCUGCUCCUAACAUCUGGACGCCAUUAGCUGCUCCUAACAUCUGGACGCCACCAUUAGCUGCCCCUAACAUCUGGAUGUCACCAGCUGCUCCUAACAUCUGGACGCCAUUAGCUGCUCCUAACAUCUGGACGCCAUUAGCUGCCCCUAACAUCUGGAUGUCACCAGCUGCCCCUAACAUCUGGGCUCCAUCAAAGGCUCCUAAUGUGUGGAUGCCACCAUGGCUGCGCCCAACAUCUGGACGCCGGCAUUAGCUGCCCCUAACACCUGGAUGCAGUCGGCUGCUCCUAAUGUCUGGAUGUCACCAUGGCUGCUCCCAACGUCUGGGCACCACCAUUAGCUGAACCUAACAUUUGGACGCCAUCAGCUGCCCCUAACAUCUGGACCAUCUGGACAUCGCCAGCUGCCCCUAACAUCUGGGUGCCAUCAACUGCUCCAAACAUCUGGACACCAUCAGCUGCCCCUAACACCUGAACCAUCUGGACGUCACCAGCUGCCCCUAACAUCUGGGUGCCAUCAACUACUCCAAACAUCUGGAUGCCACCAUGGCUGCUUCCAACAUCUGGAUGCCGCCAUCAGCUGCCCCUAACAUCUGGUAAUGUCAUUUUGUGGAGGUAGCUUCUCCGAUCCAGUGACUGCGAACUGACCUCAGUGGUCAUGUGAUGAACACGUUAAAAAUGGCCGACCUGGCUUGUGUCAUGUAUUGAUUUUCAUCCUGAACCAGACUCUGUUCAGAAAACUGUGGAUUUAAAACUUGUAAAUAAAACUGUUCAGUUUCAUGAGCAGAGCCGGCGUGUUCUACAGCACACGUAUGUUUCCCCCGAACCACAGGAAUAAACACAUUCUGUUUUUAAUACA
This is a messenger RNA of Mugil cephalus (flathead mullet), 2315 nucleotides long. It is a transcript of the gene zbtb14, whose product is annotated as zinc finger and BTB domain containing 14. Gene Ontology annotation, biological process: regulation of transcription by RNA polymerase II. The transcript is spliced from 10 exons. Bases 163 to 1470 code for a protein of 435 amino acids. Gene Ontology annotation, molecular function: RNA polymerase II cis-regulatory region sequence-specific DNA binding; protein binding; DNA-binding transcription factor activity, RNA polymerase II-specific. NCBI's taxonomy places the organism in Eukaryota, Metazoa, Chordata, Actinopteri, Mugiliformes, Mugilidae. Gene Ontology annotation, cellular component: nucleus. The record is from RefSeq and is a predicted model, not a curated record.